Molecule: messenger RNA, 1212 nt
Organism: Strongyloides ratti
Lineage: Eukaryota; Metazoa; Nematoda; Chromadorea; Rhabditida; Strongyloididae
Product: Zinc finger, CCCH-type domain-containing protein
Exons: 2
Coding region: 1-1212 (403 amino acids)
Biological process (GO): cytoplasmic translation
Cellular component (GO): cytosol
Molecular function (GO): metal ion binding; mRNA binding
Source: RefSeq, a predicted model, not a curated record
AUGCCACCAAAAAAAGCUUCUGGAGGUUCAGGUGCCUCAAAAAAAACUGAACAAAAGCGAAAAGAAAAGGUACUGGAAGACAAAACCUUUGGCCUUAAAAAUAAAAAAGGAAAUAAAAUGCAAAGAUAUAUUCAACAAGUUGAACACCAGGUAAAGCAUGGUUCCAUUUCAAAAGAAAAGCUAGCUGCUGAGAAAGCUUCAAAAAAGAAGGGUAUUGAUGAUGAUCUUAAGGAUAUUACAAAACUUAUCAAGCCAGUACUUGAUACACCAAAAACUGGAAAAGAUGUUGAUCCAAAAUCUAUUCUUUGUGCAUUUUUUAAACAAGGUAUGUGUACUAAAGGAAGUAAAUGUAAAUGGUCCCACGAUUUGAAUAUACAAAACAAAGCAGUGAAGAAAAAUAUUUACUUUGAUUCGAGAGAUUUGAAAAAAGAUGAAAAUGAGACAAAUGAAAAUUGGGAUGACACUAAAUUGAAGGAAGUUGCUGAGAAAAAACAUGGUGAAAAGGAUAGAAAACGUCAAAAUCAAACUGAUAUAAUUUGUAAAUAUUUCUUAGAUGCUGUUGAAAACAAUAAAUAUGGAUGGUUCUGGGAAUGCCAAAAUGGUGAUACUUGUAUUUAUCGUCAUGCCUUACCUGAAGGAUAUAUUCUUAAGAAAGAUAGAAAAAGAUUAGAGGAAUUAAAUAAGAAGGAGGAAAUAAGUCUUGAAGAAUUGAUUGAAAAAGAAAGAGCAAAUCUAAAUACUUUGAGUUGUACAAAAGUUACAUUAAAAACUUUUGUUGAAUGGAAGAAAGCACGUCUUUUGGAGAAAAAAAUAAAAGAGCAAGAAGAGUUGAAACAGAAACAGAAAGAUGCCAAAAUGGGAAAAUAUAGUAUGGUUACUGGAAAAGAAAUGUUUAUGUUUGCUUCUGCAUCAACAAAUCAAGAUGCUGAUGAUGAUGAAGGAGUUGAUGUUGAUUAUACUAAAGAAAAAGAUGAAGAAGAAGACAAUGUUGAGGCAUAUGAUAUCGAUGACAGAACAUUCUUAGUUCUCCAGUCUGGUGAUGUAUUGGACGAAGGUCUGGAUAUAAAUAAUUCUGAAAAAGUGGAAACUAAAAAUGAAGCAAUUGAUGUAGAUGAAGAUUUGUUCCAAGACGAUGACAUUCCUGAUGAGUCAGAUGAUGAAGAGAAACCUGAAGAUGACAUUGAAAAAAAAGUAGGAAAACUAAAAAUAUAG